AUGGAUCGCUGCCCUUCUGCGGUUGUCACUUCCCAGAGAAAGGUUUGUCCGCAGUGUCGACAACCUUUGAAGCAGGCUAGACCAGGCCAGUCCGGAGCAGUGGGCGCCCAAAUCAUAGCAGAGCCUGACAUUAUCGCGGCUUGGCAUUUAUCCAGCUCUUGCCCUGCCUCCUGUCAGCAGGCCAGGUACUGGUGUGGCUUCGUCGAAUUUCGCAUGCUGCGGCAAAAUAAGAGGUGCACCUUGCGCAAAGAGAUUGACUUGCCUGAUCCGGACUAUUUCUUUCUCAAUUCUAGAACUGGUUUAGCAAGAUCUUGGCUCCGACGCUGGCGGUACAGAAUGUACCUUCACAGGGCCAGUUUUCAAGGUGAAGGCAUUUUGCUUCGACUGCUGAAUGCUGCUGUUCGAUACCACAUCCGCCAUCAGCUCCGAGAAGGUUGGCUUCGGGAGAUCCUCUGCCGUCGAGCUGCGGAAGCUGGCGUUGACGUGUCCAAGACGCUGCACGAGCAUGUCUUGAACGGCACGGCCGAGAAGCUCAUUGCAGCCAAUUGGAUUUGGUAUGAACCCCUCAUGUUUGCCAGGCGUUUUGCUCAGAUGCAAGCUGCUGGAGACAGACAGGACAUCCUUGCCAUAGACGGGAACUGCAAGCUGCACAGACGCACCUGCGGAAUGCCUUUUGCAGAAGUCGUCCCUUCUCCUCACUUGAACAAGCUGCUGCUUCGAGGCUGCAGCGCCAGACCACAUGGCCGCGACACGCUCUGCUGGAAGCAUGCGCACGACAGGGAUCGUCCCCAACAGCAUCGCGCAGAAACUAUUGCCCGCCAUCGCCUCAAGAAGGCUUUGCAUACUGAUGGUGAUGUGUGCCACUUUGAAGUCCAGCUUGAAGGGUUUCGUGGCUGGCAGCCAGCUUGCACUAUCAAAGAAGAAGUGUUGGCCAAAUAUUUUGCCUCCCAAGCUGACAAGAACAUUCGGAGAAGAAGGCAGUGCAGAGUUGAGGCCCGCGCUCAGAAGUGGACAGGCCUUAGACCACGCAGAGCGAAGACUUUCUUAGCACCAUGGCAUUCUGCCCAGCCUCGAGAGAAAAGCACUUGCGGGACCCACAAAGAGGGUCGCAAGAUGCCCAUGCUGCCGCACGCACUGCUGGUUUCCUUUUUGCUGUUGCCCAGUCUCACAUGCAUUGUUCAUGAUGACAGCUGCCACUUGAAAGCUAUGUGUCUGCGCAACCAAGCUGAUUCUCCUGUGGCAGCUCGGCUGGCCAAUUUUGACUUCAUCAUUGAUGAGUUUCACGCUGCAGGACAUUCUGGUGCAUGGUGCAAGGAGACAUGCCUGCCAAGUCUGCAGCGCAACAAGGAGGUCCUCAAUGGCUUCCCCACUGAAAUCGCUGAAAGCGUGAACUCGCAAUUCAGCCCUUUGGGCCAUUGCUUUCAUCAUUAUGGACCUUGGUUCGCGCAACUCGUCUUGCAAGAGCUGGCAGAUGUCCACAACCUCUCCCGACUGCAGUCGCUGCAGGACAAGAAGCGUGGCUCUGAGAAGAAGCGCAAGCGGGAGGUUGCAGCAAGUGCGCUCGCCAGCGGGAUGCCGGCCUCACCUCCGGAAGAGUUGAGCAACAAGGCUGUUGAUGCUCUGUGGACAGCGGCGUUGGAUGUUGUGAAGGACAAUUUCAAUGCUGCGGAGCACCUUCCCAAAAAAGUCUACGAUUUCCUGCUACCAAUAGCUGCUUCGACGUGCCAAGGCCUCUUCUCCACUGUCAUGAUGUUUGCGGCUGCCAUGCCUGCCCUCUCCAAUGGCGCUAGCGUGCGCGUAUGGAACCAGAAGCCUAGCCCCUUGGCUUUGCUUGUGUUGCACAUGGCGCCGCCUCAGCGUGGAAAGUCACGGCUCUUUCAAGCAGUGGAACUUAUGUUCGAAACUGCAGAUGACUUUGUCGCGAAGCUCGCCAAGGAGCAAGCAGAUCAAGUAGCCGCCAAGUUGGCACCUCCCGUGGAAGGUGCCGGGCCUUACCCUGAGCUGCAAAUCACGACCAAAUCCAUUUCCCUUCAGAGCUUUACAAUGACGGAAUUCUUCUACAGGUGCUCCGUUGAAUUCCCACAAGUCGAAAUUGCUGGGAAUAAGAAGGACAAAACCGCUGCGCGGGUAUGGUACGGGCAGGCGUUCAACCUGGAUGAGUGCUACGAGUUUCUGGAGCAAAUUGGCUUGUUGGGUGCUCGAGGGGACCGUGGUGACAAGCCUUCCGGCCCAGUGAAUUCCCACGCAAGCACUUUGAACACAUUGGUGCAGCGUGGGAAGACUAAGCGAGCCACUCGAACUUCAACCUCUUAUGAAAGUUCACGGACUCAGCACAUUGCUCUUUCCAUUCUUGGCAAUGGGCACCCAUCCAAACUCAUCAGCAUGGAGCGUGGAUUGGAAGGUGGGCACACUGCUGCCACUAGGGAAAGGUUCUUAUUUGCUGUGGAUGUAUCCACAGCAAGGCAUGGAAAAUUGCCAAAAGAUCUCCUGCGAGCAGAUGAUGAGCUCCCAGCUUGGACAUGGUUGCCUCUGACCCCUCUACAAGCAACCAUCUUCCGGUGGACUAGCCUGCUGAACAACCCACGCCAUUUUGAGGACAUGUCAAAGAUAGAAGAUGAGUCAGACGAGGAAGGGUACCCGGCCGUCCUCCCCGAUGGCGUCAGGUCAAGGGUUCGCUACAUCGAGGGGACAGACACCAACGGUCAGACUGUGGUGGUGCGGACAGAGUGGCGAAUCAGCGGGCGGUGGCUUCUGAAGGAUCAGACGGAGCACAUUUGCGAAGGUGCACGCAGGGUCUGCCACCAUUUUGAGAAGAGGCCGCAUUCGGUCCUGACUUUGCGUGAAGAUGCGCAGCGAUUGCUCUUGGGCAACCAAGUGGCCCAGUCCAUCCGAGCUGCUGGGAAGGAAGGCACUUCCAUAGAAGCGUUGCACGCCAACGCAGCCCACGCACAAGGCAUGCUUAGCGCUGCAGUGGCAAUUUUGGAGUUGGCUGCUGGCGGCGGGGAGCUUGAUUCCAAUGGCAACUUGGAAGUCACUGAGGAUCACGUUCAGGUGGCCGCGCGCUUGGUGGAGCUGAGCUUGCAAAUCCGGGGAGUGCUGCGUGGACCCUUAGAUGCAGCCGCAGUUGCCAGCUCGGAUGACUCUGACAACGACAUUUCAAAGCCAGUCGCCGUGCCUUGCCCACCUCACUCCUUUGCCCCACCUGCACCAACACAAGCUCCACCUUCCCAGCCGGGCCUUCAUGAAGAGGGGCAGACCGUGCCUGCAGAGCCUGAUGCGCAUGUGCCAGUGGAUGUGCCGGCAGGAGUCUUGCAAGAUGAGGAAGACAACUCUGGAGAAAUGCCUGCGCCUGUUCCUCUGAAGUUUUCUGAUUUGGAAGCGCCAGAAACCUUCUUCGCCAAAGGGUUCGGCAACAACAAUUCAAUGCUGCUUGCCUCCCCGGAUGGUCUUCUCAAGGACCGCGAGCUUGUGCAGAAAUUGCUUUUGCUCGGACGCAGCGAAAUCAAAAUGUCCAAGGUUGUAGACGUCUAUCAUGUGGUCAAGCGGGUUGACGGAAAGAGGCGGAAAGCUCGACCAAGCCAAGCUUUGCAAGUUUUGACGAAAGCCUUUGAGCUUUUUCCUCGUCUUGGACGUGUCUCGCCACCUGCGCGGCGGGGAGGUGAUACUACGGUGUUCCUCCGCGCCUGGUCUUCCAACAUGGCCAACCAGACGCAGUACCACAACGAAGCAAUGAAGUGCUGCAGGGUCAGUAUCCGCGAAAUCUCCAAGCGAAGAGCUUUGUGGCAUGACCGGCACGCUGGGGAGGAGAGGCUUCCAAACAUUCCUGCAGAUGAGGAGGAGCUUGCCCACGCCUCUGCGCAGCCUCGGCUGCCUCAGCCUUCUACUCCACCAACGGGCCGGUGCUGA
Messenger RNA from Cladocopium goreaui, 3906 nucleotides. Lineage: Eukaryota; Dinophyceae; Suessiales; Symbiodiniaceae. The record is from the annotation of a GenBank genome assembly.